UACACCUUCGGGGGCUGACUGGCCGGUCCUCAUAAUGUCAUAUGACCCUCAGUGGUCACUGGUGUGUAAUAUUUCUUAAAUGUUUAAUUCAGGAUUUAGAUCAAUGUGCAAUACAAUGUGUGUUAGGGUUUGUCUAAUGCAGAGAGGUCUGUUGAAUUACUAUUUAAAGAUCUACUGGGUUGUGAAAUUAUUUUUAGAAAUUACAUUUUCAUGGGUGACUAAUCGCUGUAAUGUCUAUUUAUGGAACAAACAGUCGGCAAUCAUAUAUUGACCUACAUGUUAGUCACAACAAUACAGUGAUAUACUUAAUACUAGGGUAUUGAUUCAAGCUGGGCAUUUGACUACAUGUACCCAUUGUGUGCACUUGAUAACAAAUGGGAAAUAAGCCUUCAGAGCUGGACCAGCAAUUCUUAAGGAAAGAGUCUGACUAUCCAGUGCCAGCUGAGGCUAGGUAUACGCUGCCACCUGCUCUAGUCAGGGCAUCGUCUAAAGAUCUCAUACGGAGGCUUAGGAAGAUGGCUUCAAAUGGGGAGCUGAGUGGGUCUACCCAGGCGACUGGGGCCAAGCAGGGGCUGGUGUCACAGUGGGUGAGCAGGGUCCGGGCAUACUCCUCACAGUAUGACUCAGACAGUUGGAAUGCGGACCAGGUAAUUGGCUCACCAAGAGUGUACCCCCAGUACGGUGACAUUGUUGGGACGUGGGCACCCGGAGAUAGAAACAAUUCAGAAUUUCUUGAGUUGGAGUAUGCCGAAGAGGUGUAUGUGACAGGUAUAGACAUCUAUGAGACGUACCACGCUGGGGGGACUAAGGCCGUGCUGGGGAAGACUGCAGAUGGUCGCUGGGUCCCCCUGUACACUGCACCCAGCAUAGAGAACAUAACGUCCUCACGGAUAUUCAGCCCACCACUCAACGAGCAGAGUCUGAAGACGCGGGAGCUUCGUAUUGAGGUUGACUGUACAGUGGCAGGGACUUGGGUGGAGAUAGACGCCGUGCAGCUACACGGCCGCAGGUUCCUUCUAGCCCCGCCCCCCAGUAUGAGCGACAUGGCAUCAGACCUGGAGAAAUUGAUCAAUGAUGAAAGGUUCAGUGACUGCUCAUUUACUGUAGAAGGAAAGACCGUGUACGCACACCGUGCUAUCCUGUGUGUACGCUCAGACUACUUCCGUGCUCUCUUCGCCGACCAUACCAAAGAGUCCAAAUCAAAGGAGCCCAUAGUGAUCCCGGACGUGUCAUAUCCGAACUUCCUGGCUGUUCUGCAUUUUUUGUACACAAACCAGCUGCCGGACACCCUUGACACCAUCGCCCUCACUAACCUCUGGAGAGUUGCUGACCGGUUCAGUAUGGAUGGUCUGAAGGCAUUGGCAGCGCUCCAGGUUUGCGAGAAGAUCAACACAGAAAAUGUGGUGGACACAUUCGUGUGUGCAAACAACAAUCUGCCCAUUAUAGAUGAGAUCCGUAAUAACUGUAUGGCAUUUAUGUCAAGCCAUAUGUCUUUUGUGGUAAACACGGCUAGCUUUGAGCGCCUACCCCGGGACAUCAUGCUCGAAAUAAUACAGCAGUCAACCUCAAAACUGAAGUUGUAGCCACUCGAUGGAGGGGAAACAGUCAAUGUCUAAACAGAGGAAAACUGAAGUUGUAGCCACUCGAUGGAGGGAAUAGAGUCAAUGUCUAAACUGAAAAAACUAAAGGUGUCGCCACUCGAUAAAGGGGAAACAGCCAAUGUUUAAACUGAACAAAACUAGUUUCUCAAUGGAGGGCCAAUCAAUUGCACCCACUCAUCCGUGAUCUCCAAUGAUCUCAUUGGAUCAUGACAAAAAAGGCUAUAAUUGUUAUUUUGUAAGAAAGGUUCUUGUUAUAUCUACUAGUUCAUAUUCAGGAUUUUAUCUAAUCAGGUUUUUACAUGCAUAUCUUAUAAGUAUAUUACAAGUAUCAUUCUAUUGUUAUUCUAUACUGUCAUUUAUUUAUUGAACAUACCUUUCACUGUUAUCAAUGAUAAUAUACCAGAUAGCUGGCUGUAUCAGUGUUGUGGCUAUAUUGUAUUAGUCGCAUUUCAAUCUGAAUGUUGUAUACAUUUUACAUGUGGAAAUGAGAUUUUUGUUAUGGUUUUGAGUUUAACUGUGAUAUAUUUAAACAUUUCGGGCAUUUUGUAUUUAAAUAGCGAAUCAUUGUUUUAUACGCAUGAUGCUAUAUAUUUUUUAUGUCUUUGUUGUUUUAUCUUAUUAAAUAAGUGCAAUUAAUCUGUUAAAGAAUGACAAUAAAUAAAGUGAAGAUAACAGAUUAAAAGCUUUGUAAGUGUAACAUUCUUAUAUGAUAAAUUGAACAUGUUCAUUUAGCUCACUGGACCACAUUUUACUGUAAUUAAUGUUGUCUUAUUUUUAUAUUGUGUAUAAUACAUAUGUUACUGUUUGUUCAAUUACUGUUAUUUUAUCUUCUUUUUUUUAUUGUAACAAAAUAGCAUAAUAAAACCUUUGAUUGCUGA
Mya arenaria is the source of this 2479-nucleotide messenger RNA. RefSeq lists its product as uncharacterized. Gene Ontology annotation, biological process: proteasome-mediated ubiquitin-dependent protein catabolic process; regulation of proteolysis. The transcript is spliced from 10 exons. NCBI's taxonomy places the organism in Eukaryota, Metazoa, Mollusca, Bivalvia, Myida, Myidae. Gene Ontology annotation, cellular component: cytoplasm. Bases 375 to 1583 code for a protein of 402 amino acids. Gene Ontology annotation, molecular function: ubiquitin protein ligase binding. The record is from RefSeq and is a predicted model, not a curated record.